GUCCAGUGUUAAACAAACAUGGCCAGUCCAAAACUUCCCAGCAGAAGCCUGAACUGUAUUAUCUGAUUCUCUGCUGAAACUAUCAUGUAUAGUGUUGUUCUGACUGUCCUUAGCUUGCUUCCACUGGGCAGGAGUGUGGAUCUAACAGGCCUGUAUGGCACCUUCACCUCCCCUAACUUCCCUGACAACUAUCCCAACAACCAUCUCACGGUCUGGAACAUGAGCGCUCCAGAGGGCCACAGGAUCAAGCUCUACUUUUCAGCUUUUAGCCUGGAACCCUCUUACCUGUGUGAAUAUGACUAUGUUCAGGUCUUUUCAGAAGGCAGUGAGCCUGUCCGCUUUUGCGGGGAGGAGGAGAAAGACUACGAUGACGCACCAAAGAACACAGCACUAUACUCAGCUAAGAACACCAUGUCAGUUGUGUUUAGAUCCGACUUCUCAAAUGAGGCAGAAUACACUGGCUUCCAGGCUAUUUACACCACAGAAGAUAUCGAUGAGUGCUUGAACACUGCGGAGGAUGGAGAGCCAGUGUGUGAUCAUUACUGCCACAAUUAUGUUGGUGGCUAUUUCUGCUCUUGCAGAAUGGGAUACCAACUCCAUCCAAACAAAAGAGCCUGCAAUGUGCAGUGUGCUGGCCAGUUACUGUCCCAGAGGUCAGGGGAGUUCACCAGCCCAGACUUCCCGAGCUUCUAUCCCAAGCUCAGCCAGUGCGACUACACCAUACACCUGCCUGAAGGCUUCGUCCUCAUCCUGGACUUCCAGGAUCCUUUUGACGUGGAGACACACCCAGAGGUUCCGUGUCCAUAUGACACCCUAAAGAUCACAGCAGGUUCACGGGAGUAUGGCCCAUUUUGUGGAACCACAAGUCCUGGUAGGAUAGAGACCCAUAGUCAUGAAGUGCGUGUGAUAUUCAAGACAGAUGAUUCAGGAAGAAACAGGGGCUGGAAGAUCAAAUACACUAGUAAAGCCAUGCCAUGUCCAAACCCAGUGAUUCCUGCGCGUGCUCGCAUUGAGCCUCAGCAGUCUCAGUACAUCUUCACAGAUACGUUCACCCUGCAGUGUGAAACUGGCUAUGAAAUAAAACUGGGUACAGAAUACUUGGAAUCAUACCACGCAGAGUGCCGAAAAGAUGGCACUUGGAAUGCUGAAAUGCCCAUCUGCACACCUGUUGACUGUGGAAAUCCUAAUGAAAUUCUAAAUGGUGUUGGUGCUUACACCCAAACCACCUACAAGUCUGUGGCUAAGUACAUAUGUGACGCACCAUUCUAUAUAACAAAAACUGGAAUGAAUGAAAUCUUCACGUGUGAUCACAAUGGUAUCUGGAGAGACUCAUCUGGUGGCAACCAACCUCCUAAGUGUAUACCUAUCUGUGGAAAGCCAACUCACGUGGCCCUGGGGAAAAUUAUUGGGGGCCGGACGGUGGAGAAGAAGGAGAUCCCGUGGCAGGUAUUGGUCAUCUUGGGGGGCCGCAUGGUGGGCGGGGCGGCGCUCAUCAGCGACGAAUGGAUCCUGACAGCCGCCCACGUCCUGCAUGGUUACGGCGGCGUCUCCAAUCUGAUAGUGAAGAUGGGCAUGGUGAAACGCAAUGACCGGGAGGCGGUGCAGGGCCUGCCCGCGGAGGUCUUCAUCCAUCCGGACUAUCACCACGAUGGGGUCAACUUCAACAAUGACAUUGCCCUGAUCAAGCUGGAGAAGAGGGUGGCUAUCAAUGACAUGGUCAUGCCCAUUUGUCUGCCGGGCAGAGAUGAGAGAUACACUCUGAAAACAGACGACAUGGGUAGGGUGUCAGGGUGGGGUGUGUCACAUCGCAACAGCUUAAACCUCCAGUACACUGACCUACCCGUGGUUGACCAUGGGACUUGUAAAGCUAUAUAUGAUGGCAUUAAGGAUAAAAAACUAACGGUGACUGAGAACAUGAUCUGUGCCGGCCUAGCCGAGGGUGGUAGGGAUGCCUGUCAGGGUGACAGCGGAGGAUCUUUGGUGUUCCAGGACAGCAACACCAAGAGCUGGUUUGUGGGUGGCAUCGUCUCGUGGGGUUAUUACUGUGCUGAGCCUGGCUACUAUGGAGUCUACACGAAAGUUAACAACUACCUCUCCUGGAUAGAGGACACCAUGGCUAAGAACAUUUAAACAUUACCUAUAUGUUUCAUGCAUGUUUUAUGAUAGAAAAGGGACUUGCAACAUUGGAACAUACAGUAGAAGUAUUUUCUACUUCCCAUUACUACCCUACUGGGGUUUAAAUACUGCUUUGGACUAUGGUACUCCAUAAGAGCUUGUCUGUGAUUACUUUACAUGCAAGUGGAUUAAGUCGCAGAACCCACAUUGAGAAACAAUCAUUUCUGCUGAGAACUUAAGCACAACCAAAGAGCCACUUGUUGCUCUUCGAAUGCGUUGAUGCGAACAGGCGGGGUUAAUGUAGAGGGGCUGUUUAAAAGUCAAAUGAGCCACAGCGUAGUCUCCAGGCUCCUGAUCCGUGAUGUGCGGUCAUUUACCCCUCAUGCAUAAUGGAACUGAUAUCGGCACCACCACGGCCUCCUUCUAUCUAAAAACCAGUUAAAGGUUUCUCCUCUCAUGUAAUUGCCUCUCCACUGUCAUUUUAGACCUGCAGUCUCCCAGCGAUCUCCAGUCCCAACUAACACUCAUGUGUCCCAUCAAAAAUCCUCAUGCUACGUUCACUCUUAGAAAUGUUUUCACCUUGUCUUCAUAAACAUGCAGUAAUCACAUCAA
Messenger RNA from Alosa sapidissima (American shad), 2727 nucleotides. It is a transcript of the gene masp2, whose product is annotated as MBL associated serine protease 2. Lineage: Eukaryota; Metazoa; Chordata; Actinopteri; Clupeiformes; Clupeidae. The coding region runs from base 85 to 2130 and encodes 681 amino acids. Gene Ontology annotation, cellular component: extracellular region. Gene Ontology annotation, biological process: complement activation; proteolysis. The transcript has 11 exons. Gene Ontology annotation, molecular function: calcium ion binding; serine-type endopeptidase activity. The record is from RefSeq and is a predicted model, not a curated record.